Messenger RNA from Dissoconium aciculare CBS 342.82, 723 nucleotides. RefSeq lists its product as uncharacterized. Gene Ontology annotation, cellular component: nucleus; mitochondrion. The transcript has 2 exons. The record is from RefSeq and is a predicted model, not a curated record. Bases 14 to 487 code for a protein of 157 amino acids. NCBI's taxonomy places the organism in Eukaryota, Fungi, Ascomycota, Dothideomycetes, Mycosphaerellales, Dissoconiaceae. Gene Ontology annotation, biological process: mitochondrion organization.
AAACACAGCAAAGAUGCCUCGUCAAUCUCGUGGUCCUGCCCGCCCCGCCGCUCCUCCCGCGCGCGCCCCGGCUCCCCAGCAAACCCGCCAGGCCUCCACCGCCGCUUACCCUCAACAGCGCCCUGCCGCCGCCGCUCCUCCUGCGCCCGUCCAGCAACAGCAAGCACCCGCCGCGAGCGGAGGCUCAGGCCUGUUCGGCCAGAUGGCCAGCACCGCAGCUGGUGUCGCCGUCGGCUCUUCCAUCGGCCACGCCAUCGGCGGUUUCUUCGGUGGCGGAUCCUCCGCUGCUCCUCCCGCUGCGCCCGUCGAGUCGCUCCAGGCACAGCAGCAGACCAACUACUCGGCGCAGAACGCCGCCACUGGUGCUUGCGCGACGGACGUCAACAACUUCCGUAAGUGCAUGGAUGAGAACCAGGGCAGCUUGUCGAUCUGUGGAUGGUACUUGGACCAGCUGAAGGCUUGCCAGGCGGCGGCUGGACAGUACUAGAUGCAGUGAAGAGAAUCGGAGCGGAGAGAGAUAGAGAGCAGGGGGAUGAGAUGCGAUGAUAGAUUUUCAUGUAUCAUAGGAAGAAGAGGGCGGCGGGUGUGGUGAAGGACAUGGUGUGUUGGAUUAUACUUCCAAAAAGUCAUUGUCGUUUUCCACUCGAAAAGAGAGCAAAGCACGAAAAAAGAAAAGUCUCCUCACUCAGAUAUAUCACAAAAAAAGUUGAACUCUUCUCUUCG